AAACAAGACUAUGGCAAUCGACUAUAAUUUCAACUUAAAGGUUGCCCUGAGCAUUAUUGUUGUAUCUAUUCCUUGAUACAUAGCUCUUAUGGCAUGACUAAUCAGAUAUCUAAGUAUCCGAAAUGAUGGAAUUAAUCGGACUACUAGAUACUCCAAGCUAACUAAGUUAAAACUUCUGCUCUGAUAUGCUACUGCGUUGCUGUAUGUCAUCCCUAUUCCAGCUGCUUUUAUUAUAGAAUCUUUUUGGCUCUACGAAAGUCCUUAUUUCUCACUUCUUUAUCUAAUAUAUUCUGUCACAUGGACUUUCUUGGGCUUAUUAAUUCAGAUGGAACACACUAGAAAUCUGAAUAAUGAAUGGUAUUGACACAAAUUAUUCUGGACAAUAAACCCUGUGUUUAUCUUAAUCUUGAGUAUUACCGUUAUUGUCCUUGCUAAAUUCCCUACUGAUAUAUUUGACUACAUCUUCAUGAGCCUAGAGUUUGUUUCUAGUUGUAUUGCUUUCUUAUUCAUGAUCAAGACGAGGAAAAAGCAGAGGAUGAUUCCUCAAAAAAGAGGAUCAAUGAGAGUAGCUGAUACAAACUCUAGUAUCUCUUAUGGAGACCAGCCCAUUAAGAUUUACCUUGACUACAAGAUCAAGAAGGAUGAAGACAUCCACUUCAGGGUGGUAACGAGCAAAGUUGAUAAAAGAGUCAAAAGGAAUUUCAAUGAGUUUUUGGAUGUAGAGAAUUACCUUGUCGAGUAUGUGAGAGAAAAUAAUAGAAAGAAAGUCCAUGAAGUCCCUAUUAUUGAUAAGAAGAUCUCUAAUGUCAGUUCCCUAAGUGAGAUCACUCAAGCUGUUGAGAAUAAGUUGAAAUAACAUCGAAAACUUUUUACAAAAAAUCUGCAGUAACAAACAAUUCUGGUGUAAAGAAAUUCUCAUUUUUCUGGGAAUAGAGAGUGAAGAUGAGCAGCUUGAACUUCUUUUACAGCAUGAGAACUCUCUUCCAAACAGGAAGAUCAAAUACAAGAAACUUAAGAAUGAACUAGCACACUUAGAAACGGUCCCAUUGAAGAGUUUAGUACCAGAUGAUGAAGAAAGUCAUAUGAAGCAUAGUACAAGAAGCACAGGUGCCAAAAUGGGUAAUGAAACUCAUCGGGAUGGUUCCUAUACAGGUAUUCCGAAAGUCACUGUCUGAAGUCUGAGAGGGAAUGAAAUAGGGUACAACAUUGCGGUGGAAUACCUUGAUGGAAAUAACUGGGAAACUAUCAAGUCAUGUUCAGAGAUAUACGACCAUAGAAAUCGAGUCAGCAGAAAACAUCAGGAUUUACCAAUUCCAAUUAUUUCUAAAACAGGAAAUGCUUACAACGGUAUGGAUAGUAACAGGAGCAGAAAUGAGAUUCAGGAGUAUUUGAAUUACUUGCGAGAAACAGAGGAAUUAUAUCCAGAUCUCCUAGGGCUAAUAGAUUUUAGUAAAAACUCAAGAGCAUUGACCAACCCUCGUUCUGGAGGUAUAACAGAGUCUAAAGACUCCUCUAUAAACUCUCCUGCUAAUGACUCAAUUGAGAUAUCUGAUACUUCUAUGAACAAUCAAGAAGAAAAUCAGAGUAAGGUAGUGGGAGAUAGUUUUAUUGAUGAUGAAGGCUUGCUAUUCGCGAACCAUGGCGACUAUGCCGACAAAGAAGAAUCUGAUGACGAAUUUUAA
Moneuplotes crassus is the source of this 1682-nucleotide messenger RNA. Lineage: Eukaryota; Ciliophora; Spirotrichea; Euplotida; Euplotidae. The record is from the annotation of a GenBank genome assembly.